UUUCUUCACCAUACGUAUUCCACAACGCCCACGUUCGCGCACGGCGAAACGGCGCGAGAUCUCAGCAACAUGAGUAGAGGGCAGCUUCCAGGUGGAGUCUUGUCGUGGAUGUUAACCUUGACGUUUGCUUCCGCCUUUUUUGGGGCCGCUUGCAGCACCCCACUGCGUCGCCAACUCCCCCAUCUGUGUCUCUGACGCUCUCACCAUGUGGCCAGAUGACCAUUACCGAGCAUGGUACUACUGGUCAAAAUUCAUAACAGCCUUUCUUCCUCUCCAUGUUCUCCAUGGAUUUCUAACAUGCAGUGUCAUUGGAAAGUCUUGGCCAAAGCGUCCAAGGUUGCAGAGAGGUAUCGGGUCCCAGCCAGCCAAAGAAACACAUAGGUUGGGUAAGUUGUAUCGCAGAGAUUGCGUCCCAACAAAAGGCUUCGGUACCGCCAGUUUUUAAGGUAAAUUACCGCUAACGGUCUCACCAUUUGCCCACCAUACACUUGCACAUGUCACAGAUACCGUAUCCGCAUUUCGUU
Molecule: messenger RNA, 524 nt
Organism: Pisolithus orientalis
Lineage: Eukaryota; Fungi; Basidiomycota; Agaricomycetes; Boletales; Pisolithaceae
Exons: 6
Coding region: 206-445 (79 amino acids)
Source: RefSeq, a predicted model, not a curated record